GUCGGGUCGGUUGCUUUGUAAGGGAAGCUGAGGGGGCAGGAUCAGGAAAGGGGAAGGACUUGAUGCUUGUUUACAAAGAGUCCCAGCUCAGCACACACACAGACAAGAGUUGGUGCAUGAGAGAAGGAGGAGGGAAACUCCGCCGGGAAUUUCUGGGUUCGUUUCUUUGGGGGAAGUUUGUUUCCUUCAUCUACAGCCCCAAGAAAAACAACUGCACAGUGUCUACACUGAGUGACAGAGAAAGAGAGAGUGUGUAUGUGAACGCAUCGCUGUGACGAUGAGGGAAACUAUGCCCCAGACAUCAAUUUUCCCAAGCAUGCUUGGCACCAGUUGUAGUGGUCAUGUCCAGCCAGAUAUGGAGGACAAGUGUGUGGAUCCGGUGUACCAGGAUGGCAGUUUAGUUUCAGGGUCCCUUGAGGUGCUCAUUGAGCACUUGGUGCCCACUGUUGACUACUACCCCGAUCGGACGUAUAUCUUCACCUUUCUUCUGAGUUCACGUGUCUUCAUCCACCCUCAAGAGCUCCUGGCAAAAGUCGGGCAGAUCUGCACAAAGCAGCUGGAGACAGGGACUGAAGCAGACAAGGCUAAAGUGAAGGAAUUUGUCCCAAAAAUCAUCCAGCUGUUGACUGAGUGGACAGAAACAUUUCCACAUGAUUUUCAGGAUGAGAAAUCUAUGAAGGAACUCAAGGACAUUACUCAUCAGAUAGCACAGUGCGAUGAGGAAAACUCCAGUGUGAAGAAAAGCAUUAGUCAGAUGACCCAGAGUCUGAUCCGCAACCUCUCGAGCCACAGCCAGUACCAGGAGGCACGGGAGAUCAUCAAACCAUCGGUCACAGACAAGCAAACUAUCCUUAAACCCAAGACUCAGUCCAGUCAGAAGGAUAUACUGAGCGUCUGCAAUGACCCCUGUGUCUUGGCCCAGCAGCUCACCCAUAUCGAGAUGGAAAGAUUAACACACAUCACUCCAGAGGAGCUGGUGCACAUAUUUAACCACAUGGAUUCAAUGGACAAUCACAAGAGCUGUCGCAGUGACAUCAAGAAGACGUGCAAUUUGGAAGCGUGUGACAACUGGUUUAAUCGGCUCAGCUCUCUAGUCGCCACUGAGAUAUGCAGAAUUGGGAAGAAGAAACAGAGGACGCGGAUGUUGGAGUUCUUCAUUGAUGUGGCACGGGAAUGUUUUAACAUCGGAAACUUCAAUUCCCUGAUGGCUAUUAUCUCUGGAAUGAAUCUGAGUCCUGUUGCCAGACUGAAAAAAACAUGGUCCAAAGUCAAAAAGGCAAAAUUUGAAGUUUUGGAAAAUCACAUGGACCCGUCCAGCAAUUUCUCUCACUACCGGACAGCGCUUCAGGGGGCAGUGCAGAGAUCACAGACUGCACACAGCAACCGGGAGAAGAUUGUCAUUCCAGUAUUCAAUCUCUUCAUUAAAGACAUCUACUUUCUGAACAAGAUUCAUGCCAACAGACUGGCUAAUGGCCAAAUUAACUUCAAGAAAUUCUGGGAAAUUGCCAAGCAGAUCAAUGAAUUUAUGAUGUGGAAACAGGUUGAGUGUCCCUUUGAGAAGGACAAGAAGAUCAAAAACUAUCUCCUGACAGCUCCUGUUUACACAGAAGAAGCACUUUACUUGGCUUCAUUUGAGAGCGAGGGGCCAGAGAAUCACAUGGAGAAGGACAGUUGGAAGUCACUCAGGGCAACUCUGUUGAACAGGGCAUGAAGGAACCAUGUUGUACAUACUAGACACUUCAAACCAUUUGCACUGCGACAGAUUUUAGCUCCAGUUGGAUGGAAAAAAAAGAGACUUGGCACGGUCAUUGUUGCUUUAAAAUUUGUAAAUUUUGGUUUUGAUUCUGACCCUGGUCAUGACUGUACAGAGAGAGAGAGA
Molecule: messenger RNA, 1879 nt
Organism: Chiloscyllium plagiosum (whitespotted bambooshark)
Lineage: Eukaryota; Metazoa; Chordata; Chondrichthyes; Orectolobiformes; Hemiscylliidae
Product: ras-GEF domain-containing family member 1A-like
Biological process (GO): Ras protein signal transduction
Cellular component (GO): plasma membrane
Molecular function (GO): guanyl-nucleotide exchange factor activity
Source: RefSeq, a predicted model, not a curated record